Messenger RNA from Anopheles nili, 1860 nucleotides. Its product is annotated as mini-chromosome maintenance complex-binding protein. Bases 1 to 1860 code for a protein of 619 amino acids. The record is from RefSeq and is a predicted model, not a curated record. Gene Ontology annotation, molecular function: chromatin binding. Lineage: Eukaryota; Metazoa; Arthropoda; Insecta; Diptera; Culicidae. Gene Ontology annotation, biological process: DNA-templated DNA replication. The transcript has 3 exons.
AUGGAGGUCGAACGUAGCUGUGAAGCAUGGACUCCUGAGUAUUUUAUGGAGAAUGAAUCGAUGUGUUUGGAACGGUUGUCGGAGAACUCGGUAUGGUCGUCGAUCCCGCUGCUGAACUGUACUGAGCUUGCUCACCUGCCAGACGGUAGGCUGGUGCGAUUUCGGGGCAUGUUACAGGAUAUGCAAGAUCCAGAGUGCUACCUCGAGCGGUACACUGUACGCUGCAAAUCGAACCAAACGGUCUUGCGCCAACAGAACGGCAAAUAUCGGGACAUACUUGUCUACAAUGAAGCAAAGGAACUAGUGGACAGUGGUUGCAACGCAGACAACACGUUUGGGGAGCGCCGAUCGAUGUUUGUCGUCAGCAUUCCAGGGCAGAACGAAUGGGCGCUGGAGUACGAAAAGCAACAGAACGGUGUAGGGUCAACGAUCGUUUCCACUGAACCCGCCAAUGAAGAGCAGCGUGUAGUCUUGAAGCGUUCACACGAAGAUGAGAUGGAAGUGGAAGAAGCGACUUCAGCAACAAUCGAUGAUUUAACGACGGCAGCAGCAUCACCAGUGACCGCAAAGAAUGAAUUUAAGAGGAUGGCCACCAGCGCACCCCAGGCGUCAACUACGGCGAAUGGUGUGACUGUCCUUUCGGCCGAUUAUCUGCUCAAUUCUCCCAUCACCGAGCGUCCUGGUAAGGCGUGCUUAGUAAAGCUGUACAACAACUACGACGAUUGGACGCUAAACACCGUCAUAGAAGUGGUCGGUUUCUUGUCGGUUGAUCCGGCCCUUGACGGAAGUGGCGAUAGCACCGGUAUGGAUGAGUUUGUCGACGAUGUUACCGAGCACCAAGCAACCCAUCCGCCACCCUCGUUGAUUCCACGGCUACACGCCCUUAGCAUGCGCAAGCUAUCGCACUGUAACCCGCUUUUGCUGGAAGCGGACGGACUGGAAGCCGAACAACAGGGCGUUACCGAGGCGACGUACAAGGACCUGCACAACCUGUUUACCCAAUGUCUGUUCGGGGAUCGCGUGGCGGCCGAAUAUCUUCUGUGUCACCUCGUGUCGUCGGUUUACAUACGGGAUGAGGUCGAAUCGAGGGGUCAGUUCUCUCUUAAUCUCAGCAACAUUCCGACCGAGGUGUUGCCAAGAUACACGCACUCGUUGUACGAGCUGCUGGAGCUACUUUUGCCGGCAAGUCACUACUUUGCGAUGACGCUGGAGAACAUGAACACGAUGCAGUUUGUACCCAAGAAAGAUUAUGUGACGAACAAACUGACGAGCGGGCUGCUGCAGCUAGCUCCCCACACUCACCUCGUGUUGGACGAAACACGGCUGCAGGCCGGGAAACUUGAAUCAGCCGGCGUGGAAGCCGUUCAGCACGUUGCCCACCUUAUCAAGAACCAACGGCUGAAGUACAACUUCCAGUUCUAUCAGCUCGACUUCAACAGCGACGUACCGGUGCUGGUACUAAGCGAAGGAAGGAGCAUGCUGCCGAGUAAUUGCAACCUGCCAAUCAUACCGGAUCUGGAUGCGAUUCAGCUGAUCGACGAGACGAUUAAAGCAGGUCGGCACUACAUCACACCGAAACUGGAUGAAAUGCGCCGUUUUCUGACGACCGCCAGGCUGCGAAAAUUCGACAUGAAAACACUCGAUCCAACGCUCGUGCAGGACGAUUUCGUGCGCAUGCGUUCCGCAGACAAUGCCGUCACGAUGGAUGAUCUCCAUGCGCUGUUUGUGCUGGCACGGCUCAUCGGUGUAAGCCGCGGUCAGAAGGUCCUCUUACGCGAACACUGGGAGCGAGCGAAGGAACUCGAAAAAGAGCGCCACAAUCGGUUGGAGAUGUUUGUGAAGCGUAAAAGCGAAAUCUAG